CGACGUUGGGAGUAUACCACCUCGAACCUUAAGAAUCACAGGUCUGGACCGGACAUCCUUGCGCCUGUCCCGCGCAAACAUCUUAGUCUACAGGCGUCCGAAAGCCCACAUUGGCUAGGCUCCCCGACGCUCUCCGCCUCGUCCUCUCGACCCGUAUCGCCAUUCUCACUGAAUGGCCCACACACUUUGUCACCAUCAACGACGCGUCGUCGCCUAAGCCGGCAGCUCAGUUUCAGUUCGCUCAGGGACAACGAGCAGUCUCUGGACUCGCCGAUUCUCUCAGCGUAUCCACACGAGCGACGAAAACCAGACAGCGAACAUGUCGGGGGUAUGGGCAGACGGUGGGUGCGUUGGAUGCACAAGCAAGGGCUGAAGCGUUGGGUUGUGCCUUGUGCCGUCCUUGCGUCGGUCUGGGUGAAGUGGUCGAUCGGACUCGGUUCAUACUCCGGUCAGACAGGGUACACCGCAAUGUAUGGUGACUACGAAGCCCAGCGACAUUGGAUGGAGCUCACCAUACACCUGCCCGCGCGUGAAUGGUAUCAGUACGAUCUGCAGUAUUGGGGGCUCGACUAUCCCCCAUUAACCGCGUAUGUGUCAUGGGCGUGUGGUCUAGUUGGGUCGUGGAUCAACGCCUCGUGGUUUGCCCUCGACGACUCUCGUGGGAUCGAAAGUCCAGAAAGCAAAGCGUACAUGCGCACCACUGUACUGGUGUUUGAUAGUCUAGUGUAUCUUCCAGCACUCUUCCUUUUCGUGCGGACCUGGCACGCAAAUCGUUCAGCACGUACUCAGGAAGUGGCCCUCCUCACUCUCCUUUUGCAGCCCACAUCACUUCUCAUUGAUUUCGGCCACUUUCAAUACAACUCUGUCAUGCUAGGUCUUACCGUAUUGGCUAUGGUCUGUUUUGCCCGAGGCUAUGACCUACUGGGUGCUGUAGCGUUUGUCUUAAGUCUGGGAUUCAAACAAAUGGCACUGUAUUAUGCCCCUGCAGUCGGAUCAUAUCUACUGGGGAAAUGCUUGUAUCUAGGCAGUGUGCAAGGACCCCGCCAUUUCGUCCGCCUCGCUGCCGUCACAUUCGCAUCGAUGCUGAUCCUCUUCCUCCCCUUCCUCCCGCCCUUCGCCCCUCCUUCCGCCAUCCUCGACCCCGUCACCCGUAUCUUCCCCUUCAACCGCGGGCUCUUCGAAGACAAGGUCGCCAACUUCUGGUGCGCGAGCGACGUCGUGCUGAAAUGGCGCCGUCGUCUAGGGUCUAAAGCCCUUGUGAGACUCGCGACGUGCCUCACUGCGCUUGGUUUCAUGCCCGGUGCGGCGGGGCUGAUCUAUAGUGGGUGGAGGGUGCGCUUGCAGCCCCGCAAGGACGAUGAUGCGAAGGCAGAGGACAUGGGCAAGGCAGAGGCGGGAGAGCCGGCCCCGACGCUGCCGCUUCUGCCGUAUGCACUAUUGACGUCGUCGAUGUCGUUCUUCCUGUUCUCACUGUUCUGCUCCGUUGCUCCCUUGACCCUGCUGCUCUCUGGGGUGACAUCGAACGAGGCGUCGGAGACGUGGGAGAUUGGAAUGCUCGUGAGCAAUGUGGCUUUGUUCAGUAUGUGGCCAUUGCUCAAGCGGGACGGCUUGGGUGCGUCGUACAUCGCCAUGACCUUACUGUGGAACCGAUUGGUCGGCUACAAUCCCUUCCGCUCGACCAAGCUCACUACUCCAAUCGUCCACACUGGCUGCAUGGCACUCCACCUCGUUGAGCUACUCUUCUCUCCACCCGCUCGGUACCCAGACCUCUUCCCCGUCCUGAACGUCCUCCUCUCGACGCCCGUAUUCGGCCUUGUCUGGCUCUGGAGCAUCCGGCGCGGAGUCGAGGUCUCGUGGGCACUCGGCGGCCCGGGGCCAGGGACAGGACCAAGCUCGCCAACGGACCAAAAGGUCACCAUUACGCGCAGCGAGAAUGGCGACGUGCCCGUGCAUUUGGAUAGCGAGGCGAGCGGCACAGCCCCGGUUGGGAUCGGCCGAGAGGGGGGUGCGCGCGCUGUGAGUUUGGGAUACGCGCAGGGUAGGCGAAGGCUGGUGCGGUCGCGCCGGACGGGAAGCAUUAGUUCGGUGCUCAGUACGGGGAGCUAUCGGGAAUCUGAGCAGAAGUGAGGGCAUAUACGGAUGGACUAUCUAAUUGGUUGUUCUUGAUGGUAGUGUCUAAGUUUGUGUUGUGCUUUCUGUAGUUCGGAUGGCGAUCGUUAUGGGAGGUACAUAGUAGUGCUGAAAUGUGGUGUUGCUGUGUUGCUAUGUCCUUGUGUGUAGCUCACUUCAAAGUCAUUGGAGGUGU
Fomitopsis serialis is the source of this 2305-nucleotide messenger RNA. Its product is annotated as ALG6, ALG8 glycosyltransferase family-domain-containing protein. The record is from RefSeq and is a predicted model, not a curated record. The transcript has 9 exons. Gene Ontology annotation, molecular function: dolichyl pyrophosphate Man9GlcNAc2 alpha-1,3-glucosyltransferase activity. Lineage: Eukaryota; Fungi; Basidiomycota; Agaricomycetes; Polyporales; Fomitopsidaceae. Gene Ontology annotation, cellular component: endoplasmic reticulum membrane. The coding region runs from base 331 to 2127 and encodes 598 amino acids. Gene Ontology annotation, biological process: protein N-linked glycosylation.